CUUCUCCUUCUUCAAGCUUUUUCACACUUUCCCCUUCUCCAGUCCCCGAAACUAAAUUUUGACAGCAGCGGCAGCACCAGCAAUCUGUCGUAGUAAGUCUGUCGUCGUCAUGGAAGGCGGGGAAGGAGGGUCGGGAAGACAGUCGCCGACGCCGUGCUACAAGAAGAGGAAGGAGGGGGAGGGGGAGGACUUUCUGGCGAGCGCGCGCGACCACCUCGACCAGUUCAAGAACACCACGGCCGAGCGCCACUGGAUCUGCCUCAAGAACACCGUCCGCCGGGCCAAGAACACCACCUUCUUCGCCGCGUUCUUUGGGCCAUCAAAGGUCGGCGGCGAGAGCGAUACAGGCGCAAACGACACGGCCAGCUCACCGGGAGAUCCAAUCUCGUUAGGGUUUGAUUAGUACAGCAUCAUAACACAGUAAUCGAUCUUUCGAGUCUUAAAGCUUUGUGGUGAGGAACAGAAGAUCGUAAGUCGUAUACCGGUUUCGAUACUAUUUUGCAACGAAAUUAGGUUUUUGUUGCUCUUGAGUUUUUGGUAUGCUGUGUUCUUUGAUCUUCUCCCUGCUGCUGUAACAGUUUAUUUUACAGAUUCAUAGUUCAUUUCCACUGUUAUUGCAAUUGUUGAACUCUGCAUAUUUAUGUAGCAUUUAGUCACUCUACCUGUUAAUUAUAAUAUGUACUAUUUCUAAGAGAAAA
Messenger RNA from Ananas comosus (pineapple), 698 nucleotides. RefSeq lists its product as uncharacterized. The transcript is spliced from 3 exons. NCBI's taxonomy places the organism in Eukaryota, Viridiplantae, Streptophyta, Magnoliopsida, Poales, Bromeliaceae. Bases 110 to 403 code for a protein of 97 amino acids. The record is from RefSeq and is a predicted model, not a curated record.